AUGGGGAUCCGGAAGUCGUUCAAGGUGAUGGAGGUGUUGGAACCAUCAAGAAGAUUCACCUCGGUGAAGGAAGCGAGUACAGUUACCAUAGUCGAAGGGGAUGCUAUUGGAGACAAAGUUGAGAAAAUCUCUUACGAGAUUAAAUUGGUUGCAUCUCCGAGUGGAGGCUCCAUCAUAAAGAGCACCAGCCACUACCAUUGCAAAGGUGAGGUUGAAAUCAAGGAAGAGCGUGUCAAGGCCCGUAAAGAAAGAGCCGCUGGUUUGUUCAAGAUUGUUGAGAACAACCUUUUGGGAAACCCUGAUGCCUACAACUAG
Molecule: messenger RNA, 315 nt
Organism: Rosa chinensis
Lineage: Eukaryota; Viridiplantae; Streptophyta; Magnoliopsida; Rosales; Rosaceae
Product: major strawberry allergen Fra a 1.07
Exons: 2
Coding region: 1-315 (104 amino acids)
Biological process (GO): abscisic acid-activated signaling pathway
Cellular component (GO): cytoplasm; nucleus
Molecular function (GO): abscisic acid binding; signaling receptor activity; protein phosphatase inhibitor activity
Source: RefSeq, a predicted model, not a curated record